Messenger RNA from Cuscuta epithymum, 1725 nucleotides. The record is from the annotation of a GenBank genome assembly. NCBI's taxonomy places the organism in Eukaryota, Viridiplantae, Streptophyta, Magnoliopsida, Solanales, Convolvulaceae.
CUCCAUUUGUACUCUAUAUAUACACACAUGUAGUUGCACUCCGAGUGUAGAAUAGUAAAAGAGGGUGGAGCAUAGAAGAUGGAUUCGCUGUUUGUGGUUGUUGCCUUGACUCUACUCGUAAAACCUAUGGCUUCGGCAGAAGUAACGUUCAGUUAUUCGGGCUCAACCGGGCCAGACCAAUGGGCAAGUUUAAGCCCAAAUUAUACUCUUUGCUCUACCGGUAAAUCUCAAUCCCCAGUCAACCUUUUUGGCAGACUCACACCGGUUAACCCAAACCUAAAGGCAUUGGAUAUCCAAUUCAGUGAUUCAGUGAAUGCCACUUUGGUUAACAAGGGCUACCAUGUUGAGUUGAGUUACAAUGGAGGAGGAGGAGUAUUGGUGCUUAAUGGUACGAAUUACACCUUGAAUGAAAUGCAUUGGCAUGUCCCUUCCGAACACCAAUUCUUCAGAAUUCCGUGGCUAUAUUGACGUGGAAGCCUGUGGUUCGCUGGUGUCUCAACCACCAAAUCUUCAGCAUUAAAUGCACUUCCCGCCAGAAUCUAGGUUUCCCGCCUAAUUAGUGGGGACGUUCGUCCGCCCGGGGAGCGAGCUGGAUUGCUCCAGGUGGCCUCCAAGGGGUAUUGGCCGUUCGUCCCCUGGCCUUUGUGGAUUCUCACCAUGCGGACUGGACUGCCUCCGAUGGCUAGGGGCUUGCUCUGACGACGUUCGUCGUCAUUCCGGUGACCCGUGGUCCUGCUCCUUGUCCCUGCAUAGACGUUCGUCGAGAUGGGCUGUUUGAGCCUAAACCCCAACUACAGACAUUCGUCCCUCCUGGAGGAACAUGGGCUUGCCAGGCUAGCUGUGUUCUAUCUGGUCGUACAUCCGGAAGAAGGGGUAAAUGGGCCGAACCUCAACUUGGGCCAUUAACCCAACAAUGAGUAAUGACAGAUCAAUAAGGGAGGUCUCAGGUAUGGCACUAUUUAUAUGUGAGGAACAAUUUUGUAGAUGCAUCAUGCAUAUAUACGGAGUAUAAUUUUGUAGUGAAUGACGGUAGGUUUGCUGGUGAGGUUCAUCUAGGUUACUCUUCUCCCAAUAAUAGUGCUGCUCUGGUCGCAAUUAUGUUGCGGUUAGGCCGAAGUGAUCCCAUUCUUGCCAAGCUUGAAGAGGAAUUGAGUGGGCUGCCUGUGAGAUCGGCUGGUCAAAGUCCACCUGAAGUUGCUGUGGGAAAUACUACCGACAUUCAGAAUUUAUUAAGAGAGUUUACCAACACCGAUAGGUAUUACACUUACCAAGGUUCUGCAACCACGCCCCCCUGCACAGAAGGUGUUACAGACAUAGUCAUAGGAGAGUUUCGCACAAUUUCAAUCGAUCAAGUUGAAGCUCUAAAACGUCCCUUGGACAAUGGAAGCAAGAAUAAUGCACGGCCAGUGCAGCCCCUCAAUGGACGAAAAGUAGAGGCUUACCAAUCUCAAUAAUUUUGGAGCUAGAGGAUGGUUCCUUUUUUAAAGUUUGAAGCUUGAUUAAUUAUAUGAAUUAUGAAAGUUUGCUUCAAAAGAGCUUGGGAAACCUUCGGAUGAUCCGAUCCAAAGAAAAAUUUAAAUCUAACUAUUGUACGUUAUUGAAUUGUUAUCAUUACAAUCGAUUCUAAAAUGAUGUACUAUACUACUGAACAUGUACCUCACUACCACUUUUAACAUAAAUAAUUUACCGGCGUGCUAUUUGUAUAUAUGCCCCCCUUAUUAGUUA